CGCCCGCAGCAAGUGCAGUACAGUUAGCUCAUACUCGCGAGCUCCUUGCCUCCCCCUUUCUCGCUCUCUACACCCCCGGUCGGGUCGUUCACAUUCCUUUCGCUAUUUAUCCCGAAAGAUUUCUCCACACAAUAGCAUAUAUAACCGGACUGACGAUCGGGCAACAUGGCCUCUGGUGUCACUGUCAAUGAUGAAGUCAUUAAGGUCUUCAAUGACAUGAAAGUCAGGAAGUCAUCCUCUACAGAAGAUGUAAAAAAGCGUAAAAAGGCUGUGCUGUUUUGCCUCAGUGAUGACAAGAAAAAGAUUAUUGUAGAGGAGGGCAAGUGGAUCCUGGUCGGUGACAUUGGGGAGUCUGUGGAUGACCCGUAUGCCUGUUUUGUCAAGCUUCUACCUCUCAAUGACUGCAGAUAUGGCUUAUAUGAUGCCACAUACGAAACAAAAGAAUCCAAGAAAGAAGACCUGGUAUUUAUAUUUUGGGCACCUGAGGGUGCUCCCCUGAAAAGCAAGAUGAUAUAUGCUAGUUCGAAAGAUGCCAUUAAAAAGAAGUUCACAGGUAUCAAACACGAAUGGCAAGUGAAUGGAUUAGAUGACAUCCAGGACCGUGCCACCCUGGCAGACAAGUUGGGAGGGAACGUGGUGGUAUCACUAGAAGGGUUACCAUUGUAAAUGUACUGUUCUAUGUGCCAUCUGGAUUCCAGACGCUUUCAUCUAAGCAGCUAGUGUUUAUAUCAUUUGAUCCUAAAGGAAUAGCUUUAGGCUUUUUUGUCCAUACUUUUUUUUUUUUUUCCACAUGAAGGAGAUCUCAUUAACAUAUGCAACAAAAAAAAUGAUAUUUUGCCAGCUGACUUUUUCAAAAAACAAUCCUGGUAGUUUUUUGAAAAAAAAAAACUUCAAGGUAUGAUCACACAUGUGUUUUUGCCAAACAAAUAUGAACAGAAGCACCAUACUACCUGAGAUGAAUAACACUCCCACAACAAAAACAAAGUUAAGCACUGUUUUUGCCACUUUGCAAAUGUGAUGAAUAGAUUCUCAGCAGUGUAGGGACAUGGGAACGCUUUCUAUGCCUUGACAGUCAUAUUCAUUGCCCAGGGUUACAGGUACUAGCAAGUAUUUUGCACUAAUGAGGUUUUUCAUAUGGCUGACUUAUUUAUUUGAACUGUUAUAUCGAAUCCAAUAUGUUAUUCGACAUGGCAAAACACGUAACAGACUACGCAUAUAACAUAUACUAAGCACUUUUUUUGUUUUUACACUACAAGUUAAGACAAAAAGGUUUGAGAAUAACUAAAGAAUAUCUGUAUUUAUGUCAACUAUAUAGAGAUGUUACCUCAGUUUUCAUUCCUGUUAUGCAUAUGGACAAGAACAGAUACAUAUUUGACUGUUGAAUUGUUGCCUUACUUUCAUUUGAAUGUACAGUACACCACAGUUAAACAGAGGGGUGGUGCUUGCAGUUUUUUAACACUAAAAGAAAAGUAAUUCAAAUAUACCAGUAAAGAUGGCAAUACAUAUGUGCAUUUGGAGCCUUAAGUGGAACAUUGUUUUUGAGAUCGGGUGAGGAGGAUGCCACUUUGCAAUAAAACCUUGUGGCAGAUUACAGAAAGUGUUCUCUGUCCUGGGUUGUUUGUGUGUAUCUGAUGUGUUCAUCAGGAGGGUUGGGCAGCAAUAAAGAAAUGCAUGACAAAUUUCCAAACAGGAAAUAGAAAGGA
Molecule: messenger RNA, 1703 nt
Organism: Esox lucius (northern pike)
Lineage: Eukaryota; Metazoa; Chordata; Actinopteri; Esociformes; Esocidae
Gene: cfl2
Product: cofilin 2 (muscle)
Exons: 4
Coding region: 166-666 (166 amino acids)
Biological process (GO): cell motility; actin filament severing; actin filament fragmentation
Cellular component (GO): cytoplasm; actin cytoskeleton; actin cortical patch
Molecular function (GO): actin filament binding
Source: RefSeq, a predicted model, not a curated record